Messenger RNA from Drosophila nasuta, 4442 nucleotides. Its product is annotated as F-box and leucine-rich repeat protein 13. The coding region runs from base 278 to 2113 and encodes 611 amino acids. The transcript has 2 exons. The record is from RefSeq and is a predicted model, not a curated record. Lineage: Eukaryota; Metazoa; Arthropoda; Insecta; Diptera; Drosophilidae. Gene Ontology annotation, biological process: SCF-dependent proteasomal ubiquitin-dependent protein catabolic process. Gene Ontology annotation, molecular function: protein binding. Gene Ontology annotation, cellular component: SCF ubiquitin ligase complex.
CUGUCUGGUGCCCUGUGCGUGGUCGUGUCAUUGUUAUUUGGAAAUUGAAACUCGAGCUGCGAGCAGGUUGCUGUCGAAUUAGAAUUAAAUCAUAACUGAAAACCAAAUAAAUAUUUGAGAAAUUCAAGAAACGAUAUCGAGCGAGUUAAUAACGCGCAAUAAAUCGGAGGAAAUUGUGCGGAAAAGCGGAUGAAAAGUGCGCACUUUGAGGGUGCUGCAAAUUAGAUAAACGAAAUUCAUGCAUUAAUCGACAAAUGAGACGCGUUUGAUUGUCUGCAUGGGAAAUAAUUUAACGACAAACGGAAUUGUACGGAUCGACCGGGGCAGAAUCGUAUUCUUUGACAGGAGCAUCGAGUCCCAGGCUUCAAAAGCGGAGCUUGAGAUGGCGUCGACAGCUGCAGCUGCGGGCGAAGAAGAAGCCGAAGUGACUGGCACACACAUCGAACAGUUGCCGAAUGAUCUGUGGAUCGAGAUCAUGUCUUACUUAUCCUACUUGGAUUUGCAGCAGUUGCGUUUGGUUUCAUGGCGCUGUCGCGAUUUGGUCAAUCGUCGUUACUUUCUCAACAAAGCGAAAGUGAUUGUCACUAAGGAGAAUCUGAAGGAAAUGAAGUCGCAUGUGGAGCGCGGAAUUUCCUAUCUGAGCUUCGAGUAUCUCGAGUUGCGUAACUUGACGCAGAGCAAAGACUUGGAGCAAUUUCUUCGCAUGGUGGGACCCGAGGUGAAGGACAUGCAAGUCCGACACUCGCCGGUUUUUCGCAAUAUGGAUGGAAAGUUGCCCAACCUGAAGAUACUUCGCAUUGCCACAACGAGUUUCUUGGAGGACACGAGUGUCAGCAUCGAUGGCAUCAAUAUGAAGCAGUUCUUGCAUCUGAAUGGCUUCGAGUGUGAUGGCGUUAGUCUCGACUCCUCCCUCAAGCUGCUGAUGCUGAUGCAGCUGCGUCGCAUGGAGAACAAAGUGCGACUGCGUCAUCUUCAGUUCGAGUAUCGUCGGAAUAACGAGAGCGCUUUGCUGCAAGUGCUGUACGAUCAUGCGGCCACCUUGGAGUGCGUUGACAUCUUCUUCAGCUGUUCGCCGGGCAUCGACACAACCGAUUGGUGCCUCGCCUUUGAGCAGAUGAAUCGACUGCGCACGUUAAAGCUCUCGGGCAAUUGUCACCUAGUUCUGCUCGAUGAUAUACUCGAUUCCAUACCGGAGACGGCGCAGCUGCAGCAACUCGAUCUCACUGGAAUGCUCUCGCUGACCAACGAAAUGCUUUUGCGUGUGGCCAGCAAAUGGCACAAUACUCUUCGUUCCCUCGAUCUCAUGUUCUGCGUGCAACUCGACGUGCGUUGCGUUCAAGCUUUGAGGCAACUCAGCGGUUGCCUGCAAUCGUUAACUAUGGCUUAUUGUCGUGCUCUGACUGGAAGAGGAUUGGUGGAAGGAUUGACGUCGCAGACGAAUUAUAUGCUGCAGGAAUUGUAUCUGGAGGAUGUGUGCUUCAUCGACGAGGCUUCCAUGUGCACCAUGCUCAAGCGUUUGCCCAAUCUGCGCAAGCUCAGCCUGGACAACUGUCGACAGGCAACCACCGAUCAAACUCUGGCCACCAUCUUCCAACAUCAAACGCUGCUGCGUGUGCUGCGAAUUGAUUAUUGCGUCAAGAUUACGGAUAAUGGCUUCAUUGGCUUUGGCAAGCAACCGUUUCCCAUCUCUAGACUUCGUGGCUUGCGGAAGUUGAGCAUUCGCGGUUGUCGCAACAUCACGGAUCGCAUGCUGAAGAAGGCUCUUCAAAUGCCUGAGAUGCUCAGCCUCACUCUAGAUUAUUGCAAUCGAUUGGAGACGAAGGGAAUUGCUGCAGUCAGCGUCAAUUGUCCUGCACUGCAAAUGAUUUCCUUGGCCAGCUGCUCGCUGCUUGAUGAUGAAGCUGUGCAUCUGGCUGUCAGCAAUCUGAAGCGUCUACGUAGUCUCAACAUAAGCAAUUGUUCGUUGUUGACGCUUCGCGCUUUCCAGCACAUUGCCAAGGAGGCGCGCAAUCUGCGGGAUUUGGUGGCGUGCAGCAUCGAUGGCCUGGAUCACGAGGCAGCGCAGAAGAUGCUUGCCAAGGAGCUGCCAGAACUGAAGCAGGUGAUGCUAUAGCAGGAGAGGCUUGUCCACUGACUAGACGACAACAAUCCGCACGCAGGCUGGGGCACCGACGACGAGGACGAACCGGAGAUUAUAGAGGUUGUGGUAUGAGUGGCACGGUGUUCAAGGAGAAGAAGGAAUAGGAGAAGAACGUGGAGGGAAUUGAAUGAGAGAAGCUAGAAGAGAAGUUGAAGACGUCUCGAUAAAAGCAGCCAAGAAUUAAACAAGAAGGUGAAGCAAAUUGAAUGAGAGAAGCUAGAAGAGAAAAUAAGUUGAGAACGAUUCGAGAAAAGCAGCCAAUAAUUAAAGAAGAAGGUGAAGGUAAUUGAAUGAAAGAAGCUAGAAGAGAAAUUGAAAGUGAUACAAGAAAAGCAGCUAGGAAUUAAUCAUGAAGAAAAGCACCAAAUGUGGAGGAAGUAAAUGAGAAGUCAAAACUGGGAUAUGGAGCUGAGAUUUGAGUGAUGAAGAAAGAGAAAAGUUGAAAGAAGGAAAAGAAGUAAAAGAAGGGAAGAAGGAAGUCAGGAAGUAAAGCCAAGAGGAGUUGAAGGAAAUGAAGAAGUAAAAUAUGAAUUUACUAAUUCAAAAAGAUAGUAAGGACGAAUAGAAAGUGAGGCAAAGAUUUAUUAGAAAAUAAAAAGGCUCGUCAGAGGAUCAAAAUGAAUUGGAUCAAGAUCAGAGGUAUGGAAUGAAAUGAAUUAAUGUAAGGAGUAGAAAUGAAAGAACGAAGAAAUAAAGAGAACAUGAGGAGCAGCAUAUAGAAAGUAGGAAAAGAUAUCGGACGGAUGAUGGAGAAGCCUAAGGAGCAUAUUGAAUAAUGGAAAAGAUAUUGGACAGAGAGGAGCAUAAGGUGCAUAUUGAAAGAACGGAUGCCAGAUCAGAUGCAGAAGCAAGAGAAGAAGCAGGAGCAGUGCAAUAUGAUUGAAUCUAUUUAUAAUUUAACGAAGCGUAGCCAUACAUCUAGCGUAUUAUUUGUGUUAACUAUGUUUUAUUUAUUGCUAUAAAAGUUCAAAAUGUGAGAGAAACUCUUGUUAUAACGAGGUGAAAAAUCAUAGAAUUAUUUUUAGACCUAAUGUAACUAUAAUUUGUAACUAUGUUAAGUCGACUUAAGGUUUUCAACUCAAACAAUAAUACAAAAUACAAGCCAAAAAAUGAAAUGUACUUCAAUUACCUCCCAAUUCAAAAUGGAACUAAACAUAUUUCAAGCAACCUAUUCAGAGAUUCCUUAACGAAAACACCAAGCAGCUAUGCAUUACGAGUAUUUACUUAAUAUCGUAUAGAUUUACAAUUGAUAAUCUCUUUUAAUGUGAUUAACGUUGAAUCUGAAAUAGAAAAAAAGAAAACACUAGACAACUUAACGAGCUUGACUAAGACUUUGUGAGUUUGAAACAUUUUAAAAUAGACAUUUGAUAGCUACUCUGAAACACUUACAAGUAUUUACACAUACAAUAUACGAUUAUAUAACAUAUAUAUACUCAGAUAUAUAACAGAUAUCAUCACUAUAUUGCCGGCCAUUGCUAAACUAAUUGAGUGUUCAAUGUCUAUACGAGUUUACUCAAGAUCUGUCGAUGAAAGCUGAGAAGAAACAGAUAUCAAUCUAGAAAUAGUUAUAUACAAUGCCAUAUUACAAAUUUCCGUAUUGUAAUUGCCCAAGUUUUGGCUAUAAUAUUUACAUAUAAAAGGUCGAUUCUCAAUUCCACAAACACUCUGAAACUGCGCCAAAAAGUAUGCCAAUAUAAAAUGUGCGUCGGAUUGGGAAAUCGCGACCGUUUAAUCAAUAUAAUCAUUAAUCUAACUUGAUCUACAGAAAGAGGUUUAUAAAUCGAAUCAAAUUUGAUUUCCGAAGGAGGCUGGUAGGAUAAGAAUCUCAUUUUCUUUAUUUUUAUAUUGCAUAAUCUCAUUACAACAAAGUAUUUACAUAUAAGGCACACACAGAUAUUCAUUAAUAAGUAUUGUAAUAGCGUAUCUAAUUAAUACUGUAGAGCGUUGGAGAUUUCUCUAAUAUUAUAUUAUUGAUCAUUACCAAAAUUAAAUGGAAAUAUUUUCAACUUUGGUAAGAAUGAAUCCAUAAAAUGAUAAGUUCCGGUCUCAGUCACCGGGGAUAGCUGGUUGAAUACGUGUCCAGUGUUUUAAUGAUAUAUAUUUACUUAAUUUUACCAAGUUAUAUAUAAAAAAUAAUGUAUACACGUAUAUAUUCAAAUUGUAGUCUUUGCAAUAUGUUUUUACAUGUGUUAAAAAGGAUGAUUUUAUCUGUUCUAAGUUGUCCUUAAUCCUACAAAUGGUUUUACCAACUAAUAUGAUAUACAACUCAUAUAAUAUAGUAUACAAUAUAAUAAAAUUUAUG